CGCUUCUGCCCCUGCUAUGCUUGCCGCCCACCCAGCACAGCCAGCCACUACCGGCAGAGCAGCUACUUAACCACGCCACCCAUCCAAGCAAACCACUCCCGUCCUCUCUUUCACACACCAGACAACUCUCUCGGUUCCUUCGCCAUGGCAGCAGCUUCUUCCACCACGGGGAGCUUGGACCACCACGCCGCCGGGUUCACCUUCACGCCGCCGCCCUUCAUCACCUCCUUCACCGACCUGCUCUCCGGCUCGCCCAGGACCGGGGUGCCCAAGUUCAAGUCCGCGCAGCCGCCCAGCCUGCCCAUAUCGCCCUCGCACUUGUCCUCCUACUUCUCCAUCCCCGCCGGCCUGCUCGACUCCCCCGUCCUCCUCGACUACUCCAACAUUCUGGCGUCUCCGACCACCGGCGCGAUCCCGGCCUCGCAGCAGAGCUACGACUGGAAGAAGGCCUCUCAGCCAGAGGAGAGCCGUGGCAGCUUCGCUGACUUCUCCUUCCAAGCCGUCGACACCAACGCCCAAACAAAUUCUUUCCCUUCCUUCAAGGAGCAGCAGCAGCAGCAGGUGAGCAAGAGCGUCGUCCCGGCGAGCAACAGCAACAACAAGAGCAACAAGCAGCAGCUGGAGGACGGGUACAACUGGAGGAAGUACGGGCAGAAGCAGGUGAAGGGGAGCGAGGACCCGCGGAGCUACUACAAGUGCACCCACGCCGGCUGCUCCAUGAAGAAGAAGGUCGAGCGCUCCCUCGCCGACGGCCGCGUCACCCAGAUCGUCUACAAGGGCGCCCACGACCACCCCAAGCCCCUCUCCACCCGCCGCAACAACUCCUCCUCCUCCUCCGUUACCGUCGCCGCCGAUCAUCAGCCGGAACACUCCGCCGCGACGCCCGAGAACUCCUCCGUCACGUUCGGGGACGACGACGAAGCCGCCGCCGACAACGGGGCGGCGUCGCACCGGAGCGACGGCGCCGAGCCCGAACCCAAGCGCUGGAAGGAGGAUGCCGAUAACAACGAGGGCAGCAGCUCCGGCGGCGGCAAGCCGGUGCGCGAGCCGAGGCUGGUGGUGCAGACGCUGAGCGACAUCGACAUCCUGGACGACGGCUUCCGGUGGAGGAAGUACGGGCAGAAGGUCGUCAAGGGGAACCCCAACCCGAGGAGCUACUACAAGUGCACGACGCCGGGAUGCCCGGUGCGGAAGCACGUGGAGCGGGCGUCGCACGACGCCCGCGCCGUCAUCACCACCUACGAAGGGAAGCACAACCACGACGUGCCGCUCGGCCGCGGCGCCGCCCGGCCGCCGGCGGUGGCGGCGUCCUCUUCCUCCUCCGACGGCGCCAUGAUGAUCCGGACUUCUGCUGCCGCCGGACACGGACACGGACACGGACAACAACGGGGUGUCCCCUAUACACUGGAGAUGCUCGCCAAGGACGAGCCCAGGGACGACUUGUUCGUCGACUCGCUCCUUCUCUGCUAGCUGAAACAAAGCAUGUGGACUAUGGCCGUGAUUUACGUGUAUACGCGGCCGUAGCGUGUACGUCUACGUACGCCUGGCUUGUAUAAUACGUAGGAGUACGAUAUUUUGUUGCAUACACACACGUGCAUACGUAGAUAUAUAUACAUGGAAGUAUACUACUGGUAGGUGCUAGUUAGCAACUGAGAUGGAUUAUUUUGUUGUUUAUUCGUUGAAUCAGGCUUCUGAGACUACUGUGUGUACACGUAGUCGUAGAGCUAGCUUGUGCCUCCGUACUUGGCUAGAGAAGGCAAAGUCAAUAAGACUCAUCAACUAUGUUUUUUUUUUCUUCUA
Brachypodium distachyon (stiff brome) is the source of this 1800-nucleotide messenger RNA. Its product is annotated as WRKY transcription factor WRKY24. Lineage: Eukaryota; Viridiplantae; Streptophyta; Magnoliopsida; Poales; Poaceae. Gene Ontology annotation, molecular function: DNA-binding transcription factor activity; sequence-specific DNA binding. Gene Ontology annotation, biological process: regulation of DNA-templated transcription. Bases 145 to 1470 code for a protein of 441 amino acids. The record is from RefSeq and is a predicted model, not a curated record. The transcript has 4 exons.